AGGCCACCGCAGUGCCCGCGCCAUGGCCGUGCCCGCAGAAGCUCCCGAGGCCGCCGCCGCCGCCGCAGGCCGCCGUUUCGACUACGAUGUGAUCGUGGUGGGCGCCGGCAUCAUGGGCAGCUGCGCGGCGCACGCGGCGGCGUCCCGCGGCGCGCGUGCCCUGCUCCUGGAGCGCUUCGACCUGCUCCACCACCUCGGCUCCUCGCACGGCGAGUCCCGCACCAUCCGCGACGCGUACCCGAAGGCGCAGUACCCGCCGAUGGUGCGCCUCGCCCGCCGCCUCUGGGCGGACGCCGAGGCCGAGUCGGGCUACCGCGUGCUCACCCCGGCGCCGCAGCUCUCCCUGGGCCCGAGCACCAACGCCUCGCUGCUCGCCGCCAUCAGGAGCUCCGGCGCGGAGGAGGUCGACCUGGCCCGGAGGUGGGGAGGCGCGUUCCGGGUCCGCGACGGGUGGGUGACCGCGGUGAGCGAGCACGGCGGCGGCGUCCUGAACGCGACCAAGGCGGUGGCCAUGUUCCAGGCGCUCGCCGCCAAGAACGGCGCCGUGGUCAGGGACAAGACGGAGGUCGUCGGCAUCAGGAAGGGGCCGGAGGGAGGCGUCGUGGUGACGGCGGGCACCGGCGAGGAGUUCCACGGCGCCAAGUGCGUGGUGACGGUCGGCGCGUGGACGAGCAAGCUGGUGAGGUCCGUCGCCGGCUUUGAGCUCCCCGUCCAGCCGCUGCACACGAUGGUCCUGUACUGGCGCAUCAAGCCCGGGCGCGAGCACGACCUCACGGCGGAGUCCGGCUUCCCGACGUUCUCCAGCUACGGCGACCCGCACGUGUACAGCACGCCGUCGCUGGAGCUGCCGGGCCUCAUCAAGAUCAACUACGACGGUGGCCCGCCGUGCGACCCCGACAGCCGCGACUGGGCCUCCGGCGGCGGCGACGUGGCGGAGCGGGUGGCCCGGUGGAUCGAGGAAUUCAUACCUGACCACGUCGAGACCACUGGCGGGCCGGUCUCCCGGCAGUCGUGCAUGUACUCCAUGACGCCGGACAAGGACUUCGUGAUCGACUUCCUCGGCAGUGAGUUCGGCGAGGACGUUGUGGUCGGGGCCGGGUUCUCCGGGCACGGGUUCAAGAUGGGCCCCGCGGUGGGGAGGAUCCUGGCCGAGAUGGCCAUCGACGGCAAGGCCAAUACGGCGGCGGAGGCCGGCGUGGAGCUAGGCCACUUCAGGAUCAACCGGUUCGAGGGUAACCCCAUGGGGAACGGCAAGAACUAAUGAACGACUGGAAUGCUGGAUCAGUGAUGUCCUACCAUACAUCUGUGUGAUGAUUCUUCUGAUCGUAUUUGGGAGAGGUUAAUUUAGUCAGCAAGUUUCUGUUCUUGUAAUAAUUUCAUAAGUGGAAGCUGUGUUUGUGUAUUUGUUUCUCUUAACUUUCUCUUCUUCUAAUAAAAUUUCUACAGCAAA
Messenger RNA from Panicum hallii, 1450 nucleotides. Its product is annotated as probable sarcosine oxidase. The record is from RefSeq and is a predicted model, not a curated record. The transcript has a single exon. NCBI's taxonomy places the organism in Eukaryota, Viridiplantae, Streptophyta, Magnoliopsida, Poales, Poaceae. Bases 23 to 1261 code for a protein of 412 amino acids. Gene Ontology annotation, molecular function: sarcosine oxidase activity; flavin adenine dinucleotide binding.